Messenger RNA from Pipistrellus kuhlii (Kuhl's pipistrelle), 1786 nucleotides. It is a transcript of the gene GAPDHS, whose product is annotated as glyceraldehyde-3-phosphate dehydrogenase, spermatogenic. Lineage: Eukaryota; Metazoa; Chordata; Mammalia; Chiroptera; Vespertilionidae. Gene Ontology annotation, biological process: glucose metabolic process. Bases 339 to 1697 code for a protein of 452 amino acids. The record is from RefSeq and is a predicted model, not a curated record. Gene Ontology annotation, molecular function: NAD binding; oxidoreductase activity, acting on the aldehyde or oxo group of donors, NAD or NADP as acceptor; NADP binding. The transcript is spliced from 11 exons.
GAACAGUGCGAAGCCAGUGUGCUUAGGAAGAGAGAGAAUGGUUUUGAGGGCCAGUGUAAAAAGUUGGAUUCCAUUCUAGACACUAGCGGUGGCAUUGGAAUGGUGGUGCACAAUGUGCAGACAGCACACCCCCACUGGGAUGGGAUGGGCCCUUUGUACCACUGCCUCUGUGACAUCACUGGACUAUGACGUCACGGCAGAAAGCUCUUGCCCCGCUGGCCCCGCAACCCGCGCCGCAGUAACAUCCCCGCGUCGCAGGAACAUCGCAGUAACAUCUCCGCUCGCAGUAACAUCGCGGCGAGUCCCUGGGCAGCCAGGCCAUGAAAUUUUAGGAGGCCAUGCGGAAGCGCGACAUCGUCCUCACCAAUGUCACCGUGGUCCAGCUGCUACGAAAGCCAUGUCCCUGUGAUUGUGCAGCUCAUUGCCACACUCCACUCCUCCCAACAGUGAUCAGACCACCACCACCACCACCACCACAAAAAGUUGAGGCAGAGCCAGAGCCAGAGCCAGAGCCAGAGCCAGAACCAGAGCCAGAGCCACAGCCAGAACCAGAGCCAGAGCCAGAGCCAGAGCCUAUCAAGGAGGAAGCCCCUCCUCCUCCUCCUCCUCCUCCCCCUCCUCCUCCUCCACCUCCUCCUCCUCCUUCUCUACCUCUUCCACCUCCUCUAACUAAGAAGCCUUCUGCGAUUCGGGAACUGACUGUUGGCAUCAAUGGAUUUGGACGCAUCGGCCGCCUGGUGCUGCGAGCUUGCAUGCAGAAAGGUGUUAAGGUAGUAGCAGUGAACGAUCCAUUCAUUGACCCGGAAUAUAUGGUGUACAUGUUUAAGUAUGACUCCACCCAUGGCCGAUACAAGGGAACUGUGGAAUACAAGAAUGGACGGCUGGUUGUGGAUAAACAGGAGAUCAGUGUCUUCCAGUGUAAGCAGCCCAAAGAGAUCCCUUGGAAAUCUGUCGGGAGCCCCUAUGUGGUAGAGUCGACAGGAGUGUACCUGUCCCAAGAGGAAGCUUCUAACCACAUCCAGGCAGGUGCCUUCCGUGUGGUCAUCAGCGCACCCUCACCAGAUGCACCCAUGUUUGUAAUGGGGGUGAACGAAAAGGACUAUAAUCAUGAUUCCAUGAAAGUUGUCAGCAAUGCAUCCUGCACCACCAACUGCCUGGCCCCCCUUGCCAAGGUCAUUCAUGAGCGAUUCGGGAUUGUGGAAGGACUGAUGACCACAGUCCAUUCCUACACGGCCACUCAGAAGACAGUGGACGGGCCAUCAAAGAAGGCCUGGAGAGAUGGACGAGGAGCCCACCAGAACAUCAUCCCAGCCACUACAGGGGCUGCCACGGCCGUGGGCAAAGUCAUCCCAGAGCUCAAAGGGAAGCUGACAGGAAUGGCGUUCCGGGUGCCAACCCCAGACGUGUCUGUUGUGGACCUGACCUGCCGCCUAGCCCGACCUACCACAUACUCAGCCAUCAAAGAUGCCAUAAAAGCAGCAGCCAAGGGACCAAUGGCUGGCAUACUUGCCUACACCGAGGAUGAGGUUGUCUCUACGGACUUUAUCGGCGACACCCAUUCGUCCAUUUUCGAUGCUAAAGCGGGCAUCGCGCUCAACGACAACUUCGUAAAGCUCAUUUCCUGGUACGACAAUGAAUUCGGCUAUAGUCACCGGGUGGUGGACCUCGUCCGUCACAUGUAUAGCCGAAACAAGUGAAGUGCGACAGCCCCUCCACUCCCCUGCGCUCCCAGUCCAGAACCUCCGCCUCUCCAAGAGCCCGUGGGCCACAAGCGAAAUAAAAAUGU